Centruroides sculpturatus (bark scorpion) is the source of this 919-nucleotide messenger RNA. RefSeq names its product GLIPR1-like protein 1. NCBI's taxonomy places the organism in Eukaryota, Metazoa, Arthropoda, Arachnida, Scorpiones, Buthidae. The record is from RefSeq and is a predicted model, not a curated record. The coding region runs from base 118 to 864 and encodes 248 amino acids. The transcript has 6 exons.
UUGAAUAUUGCGAUUCUAUUUUAUCGAAUGUACGAAUUGAAUUCCACGUUCAAUUUGAAGAACUAUUUAGGAAAUUCGAAGUUUAUCAAUUUCAUUUUAAACUCGCAUUAAAGAAAAAUGAAGCUUUCAAAGUAUUUUAUGAUAUGUUUAUUUUGCUCUAUUGGCCAAUUUGAAGGAUUCUUCAUUUCUGUGAAUGCCUCCGAGUAUUUUAUAGAUCAUAGCAGUUUACAACUUAAUUUUUCUAAACAAGAAGAAAAGAGUAUUUUAGGGCACAUUAAUCUAUUAAGAGAAACUAUUGAACCAGGUUCUUCUAAUAUGAAUAAAUUAGUGUGGAGUGACGACUUGGCAAAAAUAGCUAAGGAUUGGGGCGAUAAAUGUAUAUUUGAAUCCGGCCCUAAAAGUUGCCUUAAACAUUUCAGCCAGAAUAUAUAUUAUGGAAGUAAAGUCUAUCAAGAUGCAUUAAUGCAGUGGUACAGAGAGAAGGAUUUAUAUGACUACGAUACAAAUGUUUGUAAUGGAUCCUGUGAUAGAUACAAAACGCUACUAUGGGCUGAAACUACUACAGUUGGUUGUUCCCUAUCCGAGUGUAAAAAAAAUGGUUCUGUGCAUGUCAUUAUUUGUAAUUUUUAUCCAGCAAUAGAGGAUUUAAGUCAAAGGCCGUACAAGAAAGGCAAUUCAUGUGAAGAAUGCGAGAAUAAGGAUAAAUGUGAUUUUAAUUUAUGUGUGCCAAAAAAUUUCGAAGUAUCGAAAGAAACUGCUUUAUGUGCACAAAAAGGAAACGUUGCCCACAGAAUUUCAUCUGAAUUUUUUCUGUUGUUAAUUAUUGGAGUAUUACAAAAUUAUUUCAUCGCUGGAACUUCUUAAAGUUCAAAAUUUGUUUAUAUAUUUCAAAGUGUUUUAUAUGAUUUAGUUUCAAAAU